Molecule: messenger RNA, 1185 nt
Organism: Austrofundulus limnaeus
Lineage: Eukaryota; Metazoa; Chordata; Actinopteri; Cyprinodontiformes; Rivulidae
Gene: mrpl20
Product: mitochondrial ribosomal protein L20
Exons: 4
Coding region: 164-610 (148 amino acids)
Biological process (GO): translation
Cellular component (GO): ribosome
Molecular function (GO): structural constituent of ribosome; rRNA binding
Source: RefSeq, a predicted model, not a curated record
UGCAGCAGCGGGACGUGCUGCCUACCGCCAUUAAACAAAAGAAGAAGAAGAAGAAGCAGCGGCAUGAUACAAACAGGCUCUUCCGAGUGCAGUCAUUUUUAAUCCAGUGUUUCUAUUUCUAACGAAAUACAUUCUGGUGGAAUAGACUGACGGGUAGGACAACAUGGUAUUUCUAACCUUGUCCUGUUGGAACCGCAACCGUGGACCAUGCAGAUACUUUAAAGUCCAGGCUCUUCUCAAACAUGCGCGGCACUUCAGAGGGAGGCGGAAUCGCUGCUACUCUUUAGCUGUGAAAGCUGUCACCAGGGCGUUUGUGAACGCUACCAAGGCUCGAAGGCUUAAAAAACGUAACAUGAAGAUGCUGUGGGUUACUCGCAUCGCAGCAGCAUCACAAGAGCACGCUAUGAAGUAUUGCACCCUCGUAGCAAACCUCACAAGGAGUAGCAUUAAGCUCAACCGCCGUAUCCUCAGCGAACUGGCCAUCACAGAACCUCGGACUUUCCAGUCACUUGCAAAAAUUGCAUAUGCUCGACGACAGGAAGGCUUCCGGGCAGCUUUGGGUGAUGGAAAAGAGCCUCCCGGUGUUUUCUCACGUGUCUUGAUGCAGUAAAGGAAUUCCUACAGCUUCAGAGCCCAACUUGCUGUAAGAGGAGAAUUGUUGGAUUGUUGAUGUGGAUUUUUACAUAAUCAUUAAAAUUUUCAGAUAAAAUGUAUUUAAAUGGUAUCCUUCAACCAUCCUUCUAACAGAGAUCCUAACACCACAGUGUUGGUUUGCAUAACUUUGAGCUAAUCUGUGGACAUUUUUGCUUGAUGUUUAUUUUUUACUGUAAUUAUCAUCCAAAAGCAAUGCCUCUAUUAAAAAAAACAGCUAAACGUAUUCAUCAAUGAUCACAAUAAAGCUGACAGCUGUAUCCAGAACAUUAUGUAGCAUGCCUUCAGUUAUUUUCUUUCUUUAACCUGGUCUUGCCUACAGAAAAACAUCCCUCCUGAUUAUUUCCAGUAUCAUAGUAGAAGAAGUGAUCGUUUAUCUCUAAAGCUGGAGUUAAAUACUCAGUUUUAACUUUUGAUUUGAUGCAGAAUGUUCAAGCAGUUGGGCUUUUUUUUCCUGUGAAAAUAAAUCAGUUUUUGUUUCUUUCAGUGAGCUGAUUCUCUCAAUGUUCAGUUCAAUAAACAUUUUGAAAUAUA